CCUCAUGUGGAUUUCAAAAUGGUGAGAAAGCUAAAAUUUCACGAAAAGAAGCUCUUGAAAAAAGUAGACUUUAUUUCAUGGAAAAGCGAUAAUAACCUCCGUGAAGUGAAGAUAUUACGAAAGUAUCAUAUCCAAAAGAGGGAGGACUACACUAAAUAUAACAAAGUUUGCGGAAUGGUAAGAUCUCUUGCCAACAAAAUCAAACACCUCGAUGCAAAAGAUCCAUUCCGAGCCGAAGCUACCGAGCAGUUAUUGGAGAAACUUUACUCACUUGGAUUGAUCACGACUAAAAAGAACUUAUCUUUGUGUGAAAAGCUGAGUUCAUCGGCUUUCUGUCGUCGAAGGCUUCCAGUUGUGAUGGUGCGAUUGCGAAUGGCUCAAGCAGUAAAAGAUGCUGUGAAAUACAUUGAACAAGGACAUGUUCGAGUCGGACCAGAAGUUAUCACGGAUCCUGCUUUCCUUGUGACAAAGAACAUGGAAGAUUUUGUGACGUGGACAGACACAUCGAAGAUAAGGAAACAUAUCAUGGAAUACAAUGAUCUUAGGGACGACUAUGACUUUUCAUGAAAACAAACAACAUUCUUCAACUUAGUGAAAACUGAAAACAUGCCAUUUGCCGAAAUGUUCGGGAUUCAAUUUGUUAGUACGUGAACCCUUUACGCCCUAACAACAGUAUACUGUUCUCUGUGCUUUUUCUAUGGCGCUGACAGGAGAGAAUUUGUUUAACAAUUAAGAGCUUCUUUAGUUGGUGAUCAUUUCUGUUAUUCUUGGAACUUUAAUGUUUUAUUCAGGGGUGACAUUUUAUGACCUAACCUUGAAUAAAAUUAAGAAAGUGAACUUAGUUAACUGUUAAAAGUCCACUGUAUCAGUAAGAUGAUAGUUAAUGCAUUGUGUUGGGGUUGCCUAGAGCAAAACAAUUAUAGCAAAACAUGUGUGUUUUAAAACUUUGUACAUUUUUUAGCUGUCCCAUACAGAAAAAAAAUGUGAAAUCACCAACUUUUACGUCCUCUUGGCAAGGAAACCUCAACAGCAAUGUAGUCACUUUUUCACUUUGAACUCAACACUACAUUCACAUGUUAGGCCAAAGUAAAGAUGUGUUACCUUCAGAAACAGUUAACGCAUCAAGCAUAGACAAAAAUCUUAGAGAUAAAUAAAAUUACAUUUUUUCAGCCCUGUUUAAUCACACAUCGCUGUUGUGACAUCUUAAACCUCUCACUAAAAUCCCUUGUUCAAACUACCUACACCUCCACCUGGUUC
This is a messenger RNA of Pocillopora meandrina, 1257 nucleotides long. The record is from the annotation of a GenBank genome assembly. Lineage: Eukaryota; Metazoa; Cnidaria; Anthozoa; Scleractinia; Pocilloporidae.